CAUGGCGCUGAGGGAACUCAAAGUGUGUUUGCUGGGGGACACAGGUGUAGGUAAAUCAAGUAUUGUAUGGCGGUUUGUGGAAGACAGUUUUGAUCCGAACAUCAACCCAACAAUAGGGGCAUCUUUUAUGACCAAGACUGUCCAGUACCAAAAUGAGCUACAUAAAUUCCUAAUCUGGGAUACAGCUGGACAAGAACGAUUUCGUGCCUUAGCACCAAUGUACUAUCGAGGGUCGGCUGCAGCUAUAAUCGUUUAUGAUAUCACAAAAGAAGAGACAUUUUCAACAUUAAAGAAUUGGGUGAAAGAGCUUCGACAGCAUGGCCCACCUAAUAUUGUAGUUGCCAUUGCAGGAAAUAAGUGUGAUCUUAUCGACGUAAGAGAAGUCAUGGAGAGAGAUGCUAAGGACUACGCCGACUCCAUUCAUGCAAUUUUUGUAGAGACCAGCGCAAAAAACGCGAUAAACAUAAAUGAACUCUUUAUAGAAAUUAGUCGAAGAAUUCCAUCCACUGAUGCCAGCCCGCCAUCUGGCGGUAAGGGCUUCAAACUCCGAAGACAGCCUUCAGAGCCAAAGCGAAGCUGCUGUUGACUGAGCCUCAGCCUCUCAGACUUGGUGAUGAAGUAGGUGGUCCUGAAAGUUACCAGGAAGGCUGGAGUCCUUGCCACCAGUUUUCGCCUAGCUGGUCUUGAGUCAUCUUUGUGCAAAAAGGACUCAUAGAAAUUGACGAGUUCUGUUCUCUCUUUGAAGACUGCAGCAAUGAUAUUUCUCAGUCUGUGGACUUCUAUUAUGUAAAGAAUCUCUGAUGUACAAAGGGCCUACGUCAUUGGCUUUUGACCUUGCUGGAAAGGAACGUAUAAUUGUAUGGAUGGUAAGAUUAACUUGUUGAGUAGUUUUGUAAUCAAGAUUUUAUGUAACAUUUGUAAAGGGAAAAUUAGCACUUUCGUGGUUCUUGAGGGAAAAAAAGACCUUGUGGAGAUUAUAAUUUCCUUGGUUUCCCAUUACCACUGUUAGAAGUAGUUGUAUCAUUUAAAAUGUAGUAAGAUAUCAUAAGUGGAGGCAUGGCAAUUAUUAUUUGAAGCUAAAAUGGGUUAUCUAUAGGACUGAUGGAAACAAUUUCAUCUCUGCCAUUUCUAAAGCACUUUUCAUUGAAUAUAUGAGUCUAGGAUACAUACUGUAAAUUAACAACAAUAACAGCAGAUGCCUCGCUCACCCUGGAUUUGCUUCUGGCUCUGUCAUAUGAGUAUGUCACCAAACACAUUAUUGGCACCUUUUUUAAAUAAGCUAUCAUGAUCAAGAUGGUGGUGGUAGAGAAGCUGUCUGGAAUAAAUUGAAUUCCAUGUGUUCUAAACUGACUGGCAAUGGUUUAAAAAGGAGGAAGAAGAAAGAGAAAGUAUAGAAAGUGGUGUAAAUGCUGUCAAUUUUUUUAUUUAAUCCAAGUAUCUUGGUGGAGAAAAACAAGUAUCUGUUGCUUAGCAUAUGUAAAGUUGUAGUCUAUAUUUAUGAGACUUUUGCUUAAAGAUUAUAAAUUAUGUAAAUACAUUAAUAAAUUCUAAGUUUCAUUCAACAGUCCAUCUAAUCUUGCACCCAGUCUUGCAUAUGCCCACUCAUUUUUCAGCCUGUCCUCGGGAGACUCUGAAGCACAUUUAUGUUGUGCAUAGGCAUAGAGCAUUUAGCUUGCAGUCUCUAAAGAUUUCUCUGCCUUCCCUUCCACCCACCCCUCUUCCCUCCAAAUCCCAUCUGGAAAUCAUAAUAAAGACAUAUGCCGCUUUGA
Galeopterus variegatus (Sunda flying lemur) is the source of this 1769-nucleotide messenger RNA. RefSeq names its product RAB22A, member RAS oncogene family (gene RAB22A). Gene Ontology annotation, molecular function: GTPase activity; GTP binding. The coding region runs from base 2 to 586 and encodes 194 amino acids. The transcript has 7 exons. NCBI's taxonomy places the organism in Eukaryota, Metazoa, Chordata, Mammalia, Dermoptera, Cynocephalidae. The record is from RefSeq and is a predicted model, not a curated record.